AUGUUAAUAAAUUUCUUUUUAAAACGAACUUAUCGUAUAAAUGUGAAUACAAUUCAAUGGAAUAAAACUAUACGAAAUCAUCAAUUAAAUGGAAAUUAUCAACAAGCUUUAAAAUUAUUUCAAAUAGGUAUUGAAAAAAAAACUUUUCAACCAAAUUCUGUUACUUAUUUAACAAUGCUUGAUAUAUGUAAAGAAUUAAAAUCUUUAUCAACUAUACGUACAAUUCAUCAUUUAAUUGAUUCAUCAAAAAAUCUUAAUAAUAAUGAUGAUGAUAUUUAUAAUAAUCCACGUAUACGAUCAUUAUUAAUGGAUGUUUAUAUUAAAUGUCAAGAUCUUGAUAGUGCUUAUCGUGUAUUUCAAUCUAUGAACGAACGUAAUAUAAUUGAUUAUUGUGGUUUAAUGACUGGUUUUAAUAAUCAAGGACAAUAUGAAAAAACAUAUGAACUUUCAAAAAAAAUUCCAUCAUCAAUGAAAUAUUCAUCACCACUUCUUUGUACACUUAUAUUACAAGCAUGUACUGAAUUAAAACAAUAUGAUGAUGGUUAUAAAAUUCAUGAAAAUGGAAAACAUUUUCUUUCAAAUAAUAAAAUGUUUAUGAAUGAAUUACUUAAUUUUUAUUUAAAAUUUAAUCAAGAAAAACAAGCAUUAGAUAUAUUUGAAAAAAAUUCAAAUCAAUUAACAAUUAUUGAUUAUAGUUUAUUAAUGAAAUAUUAUAAUCAUCAAUAUCAACCACAAAAAACAAUUGAUUUAUAUUAUCGUUUGAAAAAAAAUUCACAUAUUCAAAUAGAUCAUAUUAUUUAUGUACUUGUUUUACAAGCUAUAGCUAAUGGAUGUUGUUUACAUACAAGUGAACAAAUUCAUGAUCAUAUUAAAAAAUUUGGUACAAAUAUUGAUAUUGAUAAUGCACUUAUCAACAUGUACGGUAAAUUAGGUAAUCUCGAUCAAGCUGAAAAAAUUUUUCAUUCAAUGUCUAAACAUAAUAUUAUUUCGUACAAUAUAUUACUUAAUCUAUAUGGUCUUUAUCGUCAAUCUGAUAGAGCUUUAAAUUGUUACAAUCAAAUGUAUCAACAAGGUCAUCGACCAGAUGAUAAAACCUAUGUUAUACUUCUUCAUACACUAAGUCAAACACCAAAUAAAAUCAAUGAUGUUAAACGAAUAUUUUUCAAUAUUGAAGAAAAUAAACGUGGACCUAUAUUAACAUCAGCAAUGAUUGCUGCAUUAAUUCGAGCACAAUUAUUUGAUGAAGUAAAUGAAUUAUUAAAAAAAUUACCUAAAGAAAAUAUUUUAUUCUAUGCAAUAAAAGCAAAUAUAAAUGGAACCAUAGAUAAAUUUAAUUAUCCAAUAGUAAUAACAAAUGAACAAUUAGCAUUAUAUGAUUUAUUAAUGAAUAAUAUGUAUACAUAUGGCGGUUUAAAUGAUCGAUUAACAACAAUCGAUGAAAUAUUAUAUGAAAAUGAUAAAUUAAAAAAUAUGUUAUCAUAUUCUUGGUUUGAAAAAUCGAAUGGAAAAAUUGAAUAUUUCAAAAGUAAUAAUUUACAAUUAGAAAAUUGUGAACAUACAGAAAAAUUAGCACUUGAAAAUGCAUUAGAAGAACAAAAAAAUUCAUCAUUACCAAUCCUGAUUGCAAAGAAUCAUCGUAUAUGUAAUGAAUGUCAUGAAUAUUUUAAAAAAAUUUCCCUUUCUUUCGUUUCUAAAAAAAAUAUUUACUUACGUGAUUCAACUCGUUUUCAUUUAUUUUCAAGUGGCAUAUGCUGUUGUGAACUAGCUUGA
Molecule: messenger RNA, 1770 nt
Organism: Rotaria sordida
Lineage: Eukaryota; Metazoa; Rotifera; Eurotatoria; Philodinida; Philodinidae
Source: the annotation of a GenBank genome assembly